CCCCGCCCUGCAGGUCACUCCGAGUGACACUUCCAUACUCAAUCUCACUUGAUCUCAUUAAAUCUUAUUGCGAUCAUCUCAAAGGAGAUCUCCACAUAUCAAAGAACAAUUCUACUUGCAAACGAUAUCACCAUGAACAUCCUCCACUCGACCCUCUCAACCUGGCGGGAUCGCUUAGCACCCGUCUCGCGCACCUCCACCUUUCGAACCACCGGCCAGAUCACGCCCGAAGAAUUCGUCCUCGCAGGCGACUACCUAGUCUACAAGUUUCCAACAUGGUCCUGGGCCGAUGCAUCCUCUCCCGCGAAACGUGUCUCAUACCUACCCCCCGGCAAGCAGUUCCUGGUUACGCGUGGCGUGCCGUGUCACCGACGGCUGAAUGACAACUUCGCCGGCGAUGCGGGUCACGAGGAUGAGAUCGUCCAAGACAUGCUGUCCGGCGACGGGUGUGGUGUAGGAGGUGCAGGAGACGAUGAGGACGGCUGGUUGCGCACUGGCGGAGGCAGGGAAGUGGCCGAUACUCAGGGCGACAAGAUACGUGAUGUGAGGACAGUGGAUGACUCGGGAAACCUGGGGGAGAGGGAUGAAGGAGAUGAGGAGGAUGAGAUUCCUGAUAUGGAGGAUGAUGAUGAUGAUGAAGAGGCUAUCAUCAGGGAACCUAUGGGCAAGGCGACGACUCAACCCCUCCGUACAUACACCCUCUAUAUCACCUACUCCAAUUUCUACCGUACCCCCCGCCUCUAUCUAUCGGGCUACCUCUCCCCUUCUGAACCGCUCCCCCCACACCUCAUGAUGGAGGACAUCGUCGGUGACUACAAGGACAAAACAGUCACCCUGGAAGACUUCCCCUGGUUCGACGGAAGCGUGAAGAUGGCCACCGUCCACCCAUGCCGCCACGCAAGCGUCAUGAAGACCCUCCUCGACCGCGCCGACGCGGCCCUGAAAAUCCGUCGAGAGAAGCUGAAGAGACAACAGGCGCAGUCAGAUGCUGCCGCCCCCGACAGCGGUCUGGAAGGUCUAAUCGACGACACCAAGGGACUCUCUCUAUCCAGCAACAACAACCAGGGUCAGUCUAGCGGGGACGAAUGGGAAGUACUCCAGGCAGAUGAGGACGAACAGGCCCCUGCAAUUCGCGUCGAUCAGUAUCUAGUCGUUUUUUUGAAGUUCAUUGCCAGCGUCACGCCUGGUAUCGAACAUGACUUUACUAUGGGUGUUUAAUUGGAUUAACUUUUUUUUUUCAGCGGGUGGUUUUCUUCCUUUAUCACGAUAUGAUAUGUUUACUUGGGAAGUUAGUACUUUAGCCGUUUCUAGCCUUUCCUUUUUUUUUUUUUCCCUCCGUUCAUCUCAUACUACUGCUCUUGAUUGGCGUGUCAGUAUUAGCAUAUUCAUAUUCAUAGGAACCAUAAUCAAUCCAGAU
Molecule: messenger RNA, 1417 nt
Organism: Monascus purpureus
Lineage: Eukaryota; Fungi; Ascomycota; Eurotiomycetes; Eurotiales; Aspergillaceae
Source: the annotation of a GenBank genome assembly